AUGGGCUCUUCUCCCUCAAAAUCAGUUGUAAUGGAUGAACUUCAAGAGAUGGAAGUUGCUUUGAGGGGAAAAGAUCUCCCUGGUACGAUGGAAGAAAUUAAUAAAGACUUAAAUGCAUUAAAGAAUACCACAGUUGACAUUGCCAUUACAGGGGUGUCGGGUGCUGGAAAAUCAUCCCUUGUCAAUGCCUUGCGAGGAAUGACAGAUGAUGAAGAAGGCGCAGCUGAGAGUGGAGUAAUGCAGACAACUACGGCUCUGAAGGGAUAUCCACACCCCUUAUUUCCAAAUGUAAUGUUAUGGGAUCUACCAGGAAUUGGAACAUCUCAGUUUAAGGCAAAGGAAUACUUAAAGACAUUUAGCUUUAAGGAGUAUGAUUUGUUCAUCAUUGUUUCCUCAGAACGUUUCACUGAGAACGACGUUCUUCUGGCCCGUGAAAUUCAUAAAAUUAAGAAGAAGUUCUACUACGUGCGCACCAAGGUGGAUGUCAGUAUAGAUUCUGAAAGAAGAAGACCAAACUUCAGUGAGGAGAAUACCCUGGAGAAGAUAAGGAAAUACUGCUGUGAUAACCUCUCAGAGACAGGAUACUCUAAUCCAAAGGUCUUUCUCAUCUCCAGGUGGGAUUGGAGUAUAUAUGAUUUCCCACUCCUGUACUCGGCCUUGGAGAAUGAUCUAGAUGACCUCAAGAGACAUGUUUUAAUUGAAUCAAUGCCAGGUUUCUCAAGAGAAAUCAUAAGAAAGAAAAAGGCUGCCAUGGACGCCCUUAUAUGGAAAGUCGCCCUUGUGUCUUGUGGCAUUAGGGCAACUCCUGUUCCAGGUUUCCAUCUUAGUUGUGAUAUUGCCUUUCUGGAAGAAACAAUGAGAUAUUUCUGCAAGGUCUUUGCCUUCGAUGAAUUUUCUCUCCGUAGACUUGCACACUGGGCCACUAUUCCUUUUGAUGAGUUGAGAUCAGCUGUCAAAAGGUCCCCCAUGGCCAGCCAAAUCACCAAGGAAUUUGUCACUGAUCUAUUGAAUAAGUCAAUGUGUGCAAUGACAAUCGAGGCUGAAUUUAUUCUUGAUUUAAUUCCUGUCUUGGGCUCUCUCUGUGGUGUUGUUUCUUUUACCACUGUAUUCUAUAUGCUGAAAAGCUUUCUGUAUGAUGUUGAAGAAGAUGCUGAAAACAUCUGGGCAAAAGCUGCUGAGUACGUACAGCCCAAGCCGUGUACAGUGCCAAGAACCCCUCAGGAGAACAGACUCAAGUAA
Messenger RNA from Eublepharis macularius, 1239 nucleotides. Its product is annotated as interferon-inducible GTPase 5-like. Gene Ontology annotation, cellular component: membrane. Gene Ontology annotation, molecular function: GTPase activity; GTP binding. The record is from RefSeq and is a predicted model, not a curated record. The transcript has a single exon. NCBI's taxonomy places the organism in Eukaryota, Metazoa, Chordata, Lepidosauria, Squamata, Eublepharidae. The coding region runs from base 1 to 1239 and encodes 412 amino acids.